Molecule: messenger RNA, 3213 nt
Organism: Cyprinodon tularosa
Lineage: Eukaryota; Metazoa; Chordata; Actinopteri; Cyprinodontiformes; Cyprinodontidae
Gene: tgfbr3
Product: transforming growth factor, beta receptor III
Exons: 17
Coding region: 377-2749 (790 amino acids)
Source: RefSeq, a predicted model, not a curated record
CCCUCCAUGAAGCCCCUGCAGUAAAACACAGAUAGAAGCUCCUCGGAUUAAAAACUUUCAUUGCGGGGCGUUUGUCCGCAUUGUUGUGAGGCGACAGCUUCCCCAAACCAGCCGCUUUUCUCCGCUAAGGUCGCCGCUCUGUGCGUAAAGCCGAGAAACGAAGAAGGACUCUGAUGUUUUUGGACUUUUUUAGUUGACAUCAACCGGAGCGACUUCCUUCAAGUUUUCAGGGCAUUUUGAGAAGACUUCAUGCUGGAGCUUGAAGGUGACUUCCUGUAGACCUAUUUACAGGAGGAAAAUCUUCGUGAAACAGAGAGAAAGCUGUGCAGCUCACCCACCUACAUCCUACUGGAGGCUGCAGGAAAAAACAGAAAAGAUGGCCCAAAGAUCCGGCAUCCCUUCGAUGCUUCUGGCAUUAUGCUGCCUGACGUCUGCAGGGCCAGUGUCGCGCGUUCCGUGUGAGCUGCUGCCGGUCGGGGCAGGUCACCCGGUGCAAGCCGUGGUGCAGAGCUACGCUAUCCUGUCAGGCUGUGCAACUAACGGCACCAUGAGCCUGCCUGAGGAGGUGCACGUCAUCAACCUGAGAAGACAUGCCGCCGGGGGCCCAGACAGCGCUCCAGCAAGAGUUGAGCUGCAUCUCAGGCCCGUCCACUCCAUACGCCCGCACCAAAAGCCUUUAGUCUUUGUGCUGAACUCCCCCCAACCGGUGGUGUGGAAUGUGAAGGCGGAGAACCUGGCCACGUUCAACCGACAUACCUUUCAUGUACCACGGGGCUCAGAGGUUCGCUCUAAGCAGGCAAACUUCUCCUUCGACACAGAGAUCCAGGAGAGCCUCCCUGAAGGCAACGAGCACCUCCUCCACUGGGCUAGGAGGAAAUAUGGGGCCGUCACCUCUUUCACCGAACUCAGGAUCACACAAGACAUCCACAUCAAAGUUGGAGAAGAUCCAUCAUUAUCCGAAACCUGCAAGAUUAACCCGACGUUCCUGUCUCUGAACUACAUGGGCAUCUAUGAGGAGUCCCAGGAUUCAAGGGGUUGCGUCCUGUCUGGACUCGACAACAGCAAAGAGGUCCACAUCAUCGAGCUGGAAGCCCCGAACUCCAACAGCGGUUUCCAGGUGGAUGUCGCUGUGGAUCUGAGGCCUCUAAAGGAGGACGGUCAGUUGAUUCGAGACGUCACCUUGGUUCUCAAAUGCCCAAAGUCCGUCCAGUGGGUCGUCAAAACGCACAAUGUGAACGGGCCUCUGCAUGUUGUGGCCUCUAAUGCUGUGAGUGUUGGCUCACAGACGAUAAGGAUAAAACCCAAAGUCUCGCUACCAUCAGGACCCCAGGCCUUGAUUCAGUGGGCGGAAGAAAAGGGCUACGGUCCGGUCACAUCCUACACCAGCACCCCCUUGGCAAGCCGCUUCAACAUUCGUCUGCGAGAGCAAGAUGUGGCGUAUUCUCCACACAGAGAAUUGCCGCCUAAGAUGUCCUUUCAGCGUCACAUUCCUGUGAUAGAAAACAGACCGGCGCCGCCACGCUCCAGCCCGCCGUUUCCAUUUCCUGGCCCCUUGUCUGGAGUUGAAGAAGAGUCCGGGCCGGUGAAAGGCCCCUUGGACGACGCCCUCACAGUGCAGUGCGAAGAGAAGAGGAUGGUCGUCAGCAUUGACAGAAAGAUCCUAGAGGAGAACGGAUUUUUUAACGCCACCCUCACGCUGAAAGACCCUGCAUGCAAAGCUAAAGUCAACGCAACCCACUACACACUGGAAACGUCUCUGGAUGGAUGUGGAACAAUUGAGUUUCCAUUAUGGCAAAAUAAGCUUUUUAUUAAUCAUGUGGAUGUGCAGGCGCAGGGUAAUGAAAAUCAGACCUCACAACAACAAGAGGGUGUUUCAAGGUCACAUAUGGAGCAAGAUCCGCUGAAAACUGAGGUUAAUUUUAAUUGCUCAUACGCCCAGAAAAAACCCGAGGUUGUUCCAUUUCCACCCAGACCUCCGGUCAGCGAGGUCAAUUUUAUGAUGGAGCUGUCCUUGUCUCCGUCUUUCGACAGUCCUUCCCAGGCCAUCUUCCCGGUUAAGAACAAUGAUCAAGUGUUUGUGCAGAUCACAUCUACAGCACCGGAGCAGGACAUCGGACUAACCCUCAUCUCAUGCUUCAUUACCAUCGACAGAUCCACGGGGUACCCUGACUACCGGCUUAUUGACACAAUGUGCCCCACGGAUAGCACAUUUAAAUGGACUCCAAAUGCUCAACAAACCUCCUUCAGGGAUUUCAGUUUUCCUUCUAAUAAUAUGAAGAAAACCUUUAGCUUCACCUUCAAGUCAAAGUUGAAAUCGCCAAAUGCUUUCCUGUACUGUGAGGUGUCUCCGUGCUCAGAGGGGUCUCCGGGGAACCAGGAGCUACCGCAGUGCCUGGACCCCGACAAGUGCCAUGACAUUGAUUUGGAAACAAUCUUUCGAUUUAUCAAGCUCCAGAAGAUCACGAAGAAGCAGCUGUAUGUGGCUGAUUAUAAAGGACCUACUGAACCGACUCCGAAUGAACCUGUGCUGCUCCUCCUGGACACCACCACUGUGGUGGGGAUCGCCUUUGCAGCCUUUCUUAUUGGGGCCCUGCUGACCGGGGCCCUGUGGUUUAUCUACACACAUACAGGAGGGGCAGCCACCUCGCAGCCCGUCCAGAAGUCCAAGCCGCCCUCGCAGAACAGCAGCGCGGCCCACAGCAUAGGCAGCACGCAAAGCACGCCGUGCUCCAGCAGCAGCACGGCGUAGCUCAGGACGGCACCAACAGGAGGUCCGCAGACCUGCCGCUGCUGCUGCAACCUCACAGUAACCCUCUCAUUGUUCCCCUAAAGUGAUGCAGCAAACAAAGACGGCAUUAGUUCACCACAAACGUGCUGGGAUGAUUCUGAGUCACAUCUCACAAAAAAGGAAGAAAUACAAAAAAAGUUAUUUUUAUACCUAUUUUUUUUAUCCAGUUGCUGCUUUUUUGAUCACAUUACAGCCUUCUUAUUUUUUUUUAUUUUUUUGUGCUUAAAUGGUUUGAUUUUAGUUGCUUUGCUCCAACAGUGAGCAAACAGUGAGGCUGCAGAGGUUAGGAAGUGAUAUGUCGAUGGCUGGACCGUAAACAUUUCUUUAACACACGCAACCUAGAAAGUAGCAGCAGAGAAACAAAACCACUAUUAGCAUGAAGAUUAGUUUGCAAGAGGGUUAGGGCCUCGAAAAAAAAUAAAAAA